AAAUAAAAAGCUUAAUCUACAGCCACAAACAUUUUCUAAAGGUUCCCAGAGUAUUUUCAUGGCUGUUAUUGAAAUGUGGGGAGCAGCACUUCAGUCUGAGGUAAUGUAAUCUGUGAUCUGCUGAACAGAAGUUAAGAUACAACCUCACCCAUCUUGUUUUGUAGGAUAAUUUGCUUUACCUGGAACAACAAGACACAAACUGAACUGAGCAUAAGAAAAGAUUCAACAGUUUCUCUUUCAAAAUAAUUUAGUUUUGUAUUUUAUCACGUUCAAUAAGAAUAUUUCAUAUAUUUAAUUAUGUAGUAUUUAAUUAUGUUAUCCAUGUUUUUACUUUGAUACAAAAGGUUGAAGAAGAGCUGUAUUCUGAUUACACAUUAUUUAGGUUUUAAAAAAAUUCAUGCAUUUCUGCACAUUCACACAGUGAAGUUCAUGUUAAUUGCACAAUGACUUUAAUCUUUAACCCUUUAACCACCACAGUCCUGCAGAUAUAUUUGUAUUUUCAGCCUUUAUUCACAUGAAUGCAUUGACUGUAGCUGACAAUGAUUCUUAUAAAUAUUAUUUUGACCUGACACAUUCGAUUUAUUAGAUGAAAUGUCAUUUCACAGCAGCUGUUGGUGUUUCACCUCCUGCUAACAAGAGUGAAUAAAUCCCAUAUAUGAGUUAAAGAGACUAGAAAUGCACUGAGAGCGGUGUUUGCAUAGAAAACAGCUCGGUGUUUGUGUGUGGCUGCAGGCCCCGGGACGGGACGACUCUCAGUCAGUGAGAGGCACCAGGCUAAAGGCUAAAGGAGCUCAGAGACUGCUGCUGUAAUCCCCGGAUGAAACCAUCAUGGCUGCCACUCGCUGAGCUGUCAAGCUCUCCACAAAAGAAAAGGUAAAAAAAAUAAAAAAAUACCCGAGACAACUCCACAAAUAACUACAGCGGUGUUAUUUCUUACCUCCACCCGGUGCGUUUAGCUGCAGCAAGAACUCGAUGCAAGAAAGCUGAACACUCAUGGAUUCGAUGGAUGUUUCUGCAGCUACGUCCACAGGAGGCAACAAACAGCGUUUCAACAGCAAGAGGAAGAAGAAGAGAAGAAACUGGCACAAACGGCUCCACCUCAGGAAGACUGCCCUUCAGCCCCCAACUAUGCAAAGUAAAGAUAAGCGAGGACCAAAGAAGAUAGCAGAGGAGUGGGAGCAGAGCAGAGCGUGGCCUUCAUCGAAGACGACCUCCCAGGAAGCACAUCAGAGUCAGAGCAGGACAGACGACAGCGGAAACACACUCAGGUUCACGUGCUCGCAAUGCACGGACAACUUGGAAUAUGUUCCCAAAGACUUAGUGAGACACUUUGAGGAAAAGCACAGAGGGAGCCCUCCGGUGUUUUCCUGUCAUACGUGUGCUUUUAAGACGCACGAGUUCUCCUACCUACAGGUUCAUCUGCUAAGCCACAAGGACACUUUUUCUAGUUGCAGCAUUUGUGACGACAACGUUCAGCGCACAUGGCCAGAGUUCAGUGCACACCUGACUAUGUGUCACUGCCAGAACGGCAAAUAUUCAUGUGAAAUAUGUCAGAAAUUCUCCACAGGUGAUGCAAGAGUAUUUUUAGAGCACAUGUAUGUACAUAAUUUCAACCUGGAGGGAGCUAAUGACGAUCUAUCGCUGCACACAAAGACUCAGUUUGGGCCUAAAGCAACCACUCAGACAUUACAUUGUCAGCACUGUGGCUAUGAGGCAUCUCAGAAAUGGUUGAUUACCAAGCACGUCAAAGCUGUCCAUGUGUGCCAGAAUGGUAACCAGAGGAAGAGGAAGGAGGAGGUUCAUUCCAGAGCGAUGAAACCAAAUGACCCGGUCCCAAAAAUGAAGCCUAGAUUAACAAGAAGUGCAGUUAAGGAAAUGUGCUGGCUGACAGAGGACUGCCUGUCUCUGCCAGGGAGAGAAUUCCUGGAUAAAUACUGCCAUCUGUCAGAUCCACAAACAACACUAGAGGAGACUCAGCAGUUCUUGAAAUCUGUCGCCGGGGAAACCGGUGACCAGAAAUGGACCAAGGCGCUUAAAACUGUUUUAUCAAACGUCCCUCAAGACAUGAAUCUUCACCCAAAGUCAGAGAACGGCAUCAUGUCGAACUCGUCGGAUCUGACUGUCCUCACGGUCAAGAACAAGAUAACAGUAGCACAGAACGGCGCCACUUACGCCAAAAGGUUGAGAAGGAUGGCGCCGUCGGAUAAAGAAACAGUUUUUCCUGAAAGUGCUGCUGAUGAUGCUCGGUGUGUAGUCGACCAAAAUGGGUGUCAGUCAAAUCUUAAUGAGAAUAUAAUCAGUCCGCAGACUGAAACCAAACUACAUGACGUCUUGGCGUCAACCCAGAGCGAGGCGUCGGAGUGCACACGAAUGCAGGAAAACAGGGAGAAUCAGGAAGUAAAAACUGAUCAGGAAAUCGAGGAACAUGGUAAGAAACACCAGGAGUCCACGCACGACGAUGUUCUCAAUAUCUCCAGCGAGCUGAAGUUGACGAAUGACACCGCAGAGCAGCCGUCCGUUCCUAAAGUCCUCCAAAAAAAUAAGAGACGAAAUCGACGACGGAAGAGAAAAAACAGGCGUAAAAAAGUGGAUCAAAGAUUAUCAGAGCUGCCCUUAAAGAUAGUGCUGAAGAAGAAUCCUGUGAAGGAGAAACAGUGGGUGUCGCAGAGCUCUUUGUCUCCAUCAGGAGGAGGUCCCGUGGACGACUAUUGCAGGCUGCCAAGUCCUCAUACAGCCGUGGACAAGACGGCACAGAUUCUUCUGAAUGUGCCGCAAGCAGAAGUUCACCAGAAGAAAAUGACUAAAGCUUCCAAGACUGAUCCAACUGAAGACAUCACCUCAGUUCAACAAUCAAAGCCAGGAGUGGGACUCAUCUCCAGCUGUGCUGCAAAGCCGACGGGGUCUAAAAAUAUGGACGGAAAUGAGUUUGAAGGCUCGCCGUCGACCCGUCAAGAAAUGCAGCAUGACACAGAGAAGUCAGCGCAGUUCUCCGAAACAGAAGCUGACAAGAGAAGCUCAGCUGCCAAGACAGGACAGUCAAAUUCAGGAGGUGUAGCAGAGGCAGGAGCAGAGAUGUGCCCCAAGAAGGAAGCGCUCCAGACGUCAGGCAGCGGCGUGGACGGCCAUGUGUCGGACGAUAAGAGGAGUUCAGCAGCUGACGGAGCGACUCCUCAUGGCACUUCCCCUGUUUCCCAACCUGUCAUUACACCACAGGGAGACGUGAACCUGGAGGAUUCUAGCCUUGCUCUGUCCUUAGACCAGAGUCACCAGAGAGACAGAGAAGUGCCUGCAGACUCCUGCCCACAUCUCACCCAUUUGUCCCUGGGGAAAGCCAUCCAACAGGAGCCCUCACCAGCCUCUGGGCAUCAGGUGGCAACCGGUCCCAAAAAACCAGGAGAGGACCCUGAAGUUAGUAGCCAUAAAUCCAUCUCAGCUGGUGAAGCGUCCGUCGGGAGACCAGCCUGUUGUGGUGCUAAAUCAUCCAGAUGCUGACAUCCCAGAGGUGGCCAGGAUCAUGGAGGUCGUCAACAGGUACAGAGGGGAGGUGCAGAAGGUCACGCUGUCCCGCAGGACUCUGAACGCGCUCUCAGCCAUGAACAGCGAGGUCCCUGAGAGACCUGACCCGACAGACGCCCAGCCUGACUCCACAGGUAAAAGCUCUGUGCAGGAGAGGUUUAUUUUGAAGUUGAAGCUUCGCAGGUUGAGCAGGAAAAAGUAUGAAGUGGUGGGCGGGGUCUCUCCCAGCAGGGACAACGCUGCGACAACGUUUCGCUGCUGGUUUUGCGGCAGGGGCUUCGCAAGUCAGGAAAUGUGGAUGGUCCAUCGGCAGCGACAUCUGAUGGAGUGGAAGAGGCCAAAAUGUGAAAACUCUUGAAUGUCGCACACACUGGAUGAAAGACAAAACUAGUCUGGAAUAAGACUUCUAACUUUGCAAUACAAGAAAACAGUAAAGGAAACCGUGAUGGCCAGUCUCCUCAGUUUUUCAAGGUCUUAAUUAUGAGAGGUUGUUGUUGAGGAGAAUCAAAUCAUUGUUUCUGGAGGGUUCAAGUUCUCAGGGUAAUUUAAACAUUUACCUUCGUCUCUCUCCCAGUAUGAGUAGCUUGACUCAAACUCUUUGUAGAUGAGAAUUUGUGCAGCCACGAGGACGUGGUGUUGACAGUUUAGUUCUUUGUAUUUUUUGUAUUUUGUCUACGCAAUAGCUUUAUUUAAAGUGAUUUAAGUACACUGUCUUAUUGAAUCUUUUAUAGAACACUGUAAUAUUGUAUAUUUGCCAUACCAUCUGAGUUUUAUGGAUCAGUUUAUGUACGGGUAGGCUAUACAGUGUGGUAGCUAUAAUAUUUAUGUUUUUUGGAAUGGGACGCAGAGACCCACAGGUUACUCAGAUAUACCAAAACUGUGUGUGUAAAUGAAAAGAAAAAAAAAAAGAAAGACAAUAAGCUGUUUUAUUCAACAUUUAUUUAUGACUUUAGACUUAGUCUUUAUAUUCUUUUCUUUAUGCUUGUUUUUGGGCCUUUUGAAGAAUCAGCGUAUUUGUAUGAUUUUUGUAUAAACUCCAAAUGAUUUACAAUGAUGGUAUUAUCUGUCAGAGAUCUAUUUUCAUGCAUUCAUUCAGGGGGAGCAGAUAUCCCUAAAGACACCAUUAGUUUAAAAAAGUAAACAGAUGUUUUCUGAUGUAGAUUAAAUACAAAACAAUAAUUUCUUCUGAAUCUGGAUUUUUAAAGAUUGAGAGG
Messenger RNA from Lates calcarifer (barramundi perch), 4730 nucleotides. RefSeq lists its product as uncharacterized. The transcript has 3 exons. The coding region runs from base 994 to 3492 and encodes 832 amino acids. The record is from RefSeq and is a predicted model, not a curated record. NCBI's taxonomy places the organism in Eukaryota, Metazoa, Chordata, Actinopteri, Centropomidae.